AUGGCGCCCUCCAACCUCCCCGCCUGCAUGAACGCGACCAGCCAGGACAUCGAGAUGCUCCUGGCCGCCCAGGCCCACCUCGGUUCCAAGAACUUGCAGGUGCACAUGGAGCCCUACCUCUGGAAGACCAGGGCCGACGGUGUCAACGUUAUCAACAUUGGCAAGACCUGGGAGAAGAUUGUCCUUGCUGCCCGCAUCAUCGCCGCCAUUGACAACCCGGCCGACAUCUGUGUCAUCUCUGCCCGUCCCUACGGUCAGCGUGCCGUCCUCAAGUUCGCCGCCCACACUGGCGCUGUCGCCAUUGCCGGUCGCUUCACCCCCGGUUCCUUCACCAACUACAUCACCCGUUCGUUCAAGGAGCCCCGCCUGAUCAUCGUCACCGACCCUCGCACCGACGCCCAGGCCAUCAAGGAGGCUUCCUACGUCAACAUCCCCGUCAUUGCCCUCUGCGACACUGACUCCCCCACCGAGUUCGUCGACGUUGCCAUCCCCACCAACAACAAGGGUCGUAACGCCAUCGGUGCCGUCUGGUGGAUGCUUGCCCGUGAGGUCCUCCGCAUCCGUGGCACCAUUGCCAGCCGUGAGGUUCCCUGGGACGUCAUGGUCGAUCUCUACUUCUACCGUGACCCUGAGGCCGAGGCCGAGGAGAAGGUUGAGGAGGAGAAGGUCCCCGGUGCUGACGAGGUCGGCCCCGCCGCCAUCGAGUCCGGCUUCGCUGGUGCCCCUGGUGGUGACUGGGAGGCUGCCGCCCCUGGCUUCGCUGGCGCCCAGCCCGGCAACUGGGACGGCCAGGCCACCGAUGAGUGGGCUGGCGCUGCCGGUGCUGCUGCUACUGGCGCUCCUGCUCCUACUGCCGAGUGGGGUGCUGCUGAUGCCAAGGAGAGCCAGUGGUAG
Microdochium trichocladiopsis is the source of this 894-nucleotide messenger RNA. Its product is annotated as ribosomal protein S2, flavodoxin-like domain-containing protein. The coding region runs from base 1 to 894 and encodes 297 amino acids. Gene Ontology annotation, molecular function: structural constituent of ribosome. Lineage: Eukaryota; Fungi; Ascomycota; Sordariomycetes; Xylariales; Microdochiaceae. The transcript is spliced from 3 exons. The record is from RefSeq and is a predicted model, not a curated record. Gene Ontology annotation, cellular component: ribosome; cytosolic small ribosomal subunit; 90S preribosome. Gene Ontology annotation, biological process: cytoplasmic translation; ribosomal small subunit assembly.